AUGGAUAGCCUCCCCGGUGAAAUCCUACUUGCGAUCGCAACCAACUUAGACUCCUCGCGCGACAUCAACGCGCUAGCUCAAGCAAACCGCCGUUUCUUCAAUACCCUAAACAACCAUCUUUAUCGACAAGAUGCACUCUUCGAUGAAAUGGAAGCCCUUUCUUGGGCGGCGCGGAGCGGAGUCGUCGCAACGGCCCAAAUCUCAAUAAACGCUAGCCGGGCAAUCGAUGAUGAUUGCGAGCGACUAUUUAAUAUCAACCAUGCCCUGUACGAUGCCGUCGCGUACCGGCAUAUUGACGUUAUCUCUUGCAUUCUUACGGUGGAAGGCGCAGAUCCGAACAUCCAGAAUGAUUUCCGCCCAAUGACUGCUAUGUGUAUAGCUGCACGUGAAGGCUGUACGGAGAUUAUCAAGGUCCUGUUAUCGGCCAAAGAUACGCUUCCGAACCCAAAAGACUCCGUUAUCCCAUCACCUCUGUCCCUAGCAGCUUACUGGGGCUUUGUCGAUAUUGUCGAACUGUUACUAGAUGUAAAAGGAAUAGAAGCCGACUCUCGUGACUCGAAAAACCGCACACCCUUCUUCUAUGCUGUCCUAUCAGACUCACCUUCACCUGAAGUAGUAUCAUGUUUCCUUCGUCGCAGCGACCUAAACAUCGAUAUCAAUGUUGAGGACAGGGCAGGGGGUAGGAACACCCGAUACCUGGGCAGGACGCCACUCAUUGUCGCGUCACAAUUCGAAUUCGCUGGGGUCGUCAAUCUCCUCCUAGCUGUACCGGGGAUUGAUGUCAAUCACGCCGAUAUAUGGGGGAAGACCGCGUUGCAUUUUGCAGCCGAGCUUGGCAGAGAGGAUACUGUACGCGCUUUAGUACAGCACCACGCUGACCCCGACCCAAAGGAUAAUGAAAAUGAGACUCCUCUCUUUCUGGCGGCGAAGAAUGGAUCAGUGCCAGUUGUCAAGAUGCUACUGGAAGCCGGCGCUGACCCCAAUCACAUUUGCGAUAAUGGAGCACAUGCACUAGGUGCGGCCCGGACGGAGGGCCAUGGAGAAGUUGCGCAGGUUCUUCGCGACUUUGGUCGACUUGAUUCGAACUCUAUUGGUCCAGUUCCUCGGAAUUGGAAUGCUUCCCGUGGCAAGAUGUGGAGUGAAAGAGCCCGAAGAAAUUCUGACGACCACCCAUGA
Molecule: messenger RNA, 1176 nt
Organism: Penicillium waksmanii
Lineage: Eukaryota; Fungi; Ascomycota; Eurotiomycetes; Eurotiales; Aspergillaceae
Exons: 1
Coding region: 1-1176 (391 amino acids)
Molecular function (GO): protein binding
Source: RefSeq, a predicted model, not a curated record